ACCCUCAACCCCCACUCUCACACCCAAACUCUCAUCUCGUCUGAUCCCAUUCGAAAAAAUCAAGAAAAAAUCAUGCCCCUCACUCAGAGUGGAGCCAAUCCAGAGGCUAAUAUCCGUACUUACAACGAUGUCACUGGCAAUCAAGUCAUCAACGCUACAAACAUCACAAACGUUCACACUGGUUCUGGGGACGAUGCCAUCCUAGCGAUGUUGAAACCAGUCGAUCACAAUCGCCACUACGUCCAACCAUGCAUGGAAGGCACCCGAAAGGACAUCUUCAAGGAAAUUCAACGCUGGCUCGACCAACCAGGGGACGCACAGGAAGGAAAGAAUAUCCUUUGGAUCACAGGAAGCCCAGGAGCUGGGAAAUCAGCCAUCGCAUCUAGCUUGAUCUCGAAGCUUAGAGCCGAUCGUCGUCUCGGUGGAUCGUUCACUUUUCGUAGAGGCGAUACGGUAUUGAGCGACCCUGCGGCGCUUUGGCGGACCGUCGCCUUCGAUCUUGCUCGUUUCGAUCCGGAUGUUGCAUCCGCCGUCAUCACCGCUCUCAAGGAGGGAAGCGUGGAUCCCCAAAGACCCGAUAUUGCAGCUCAUUUUGACAUCCUUAUCAAGGAGUCAUUGGAGCGGAUGAAUGAAAAAUUGGUAGCCCAGCAAAAUCCGAGGUAUCCUGUAGUGAUCGUAGAUGCUUUGGACGAGUGUGACGAUCCGUCUCAAAACCCACAACGUAAAACUCUUCUCGAUACCCUUACGCGAUGGUCUAAGCUCCCGAAGAAAGUCAAGUUGAUAAUCACAGCCAGAGACGACCGUCUACCAGAGUCUUUUCGUCAAGCCUGCCAAAAGAUUGUCCUCCCAACAGGAGAUAAAGUGACGCCUGCAGCAUCAGAAGACAUUCAGACGUUCUUUGAAAGCCGUUUCAAGGAGCUGAAGACUGAUCUUCCAUCGUUGGCCCAAGCCGGUUGGCCAGCCCCACGUGACAUUGAACAGCUUACAACUCGUGCUGCAGGCCUUUUCAUAUGGGCCAAAACCGCGAUGAGCUUCAUCGAGGAAGGACAUCCCCAGGAGCUACUAAAAUUCAUACUUUCCGGAGGCUCUGUUGCUGGAGAGGAGGAUGUUUACCACUUAUAUCGUCAAGUUGUUACACAUGCCCUUACCAACCUUCAGAAGAAUAAGGCUAGCCAAGCGGCGUUGCAGCCCUUGCUGCAAACCAUCGUAUUUGCCAAAGUCCCGCUGUCGCGCGAACACUUGCAACAUUUCUUGGUCACCCCUAUUGAGGAGAUAGCCAUCGACUUUGUUUUUCGUGAAUUCAAAUCUGUCAUAUUGAUCGGUGAAGAUGGGCUCGUUCGCAUCAGUCAUUUAUCAUUUGUAGAGUUUCUUAUUGACUCUGAUCUAUGUCCCGAGUUCCUCCGUAUCCCCCGCGCCGCAGCGAGCACACGCAAUCUCGAAUUCUUACGCUCGUGCUUACAAAUUAUGGGCGACUCCACCUACGGUCUGAGAUUCAACAUCUGCGGGCUGGAGUCUUCUUACCUUUUUAAUGACGACGUCAAGGAUCUUCAUGAACGUAUGAAGAAGUACAUUAGUGGCCAUCUUCACUAUGCAUGUCGAUACUGGAGUCCUCAUCUUGUAGAUGCUUCAGGAUGCUUGUCUAGUUGUGACUGGCUCUCAAGUAUGUUGUGGGCAUUCUUCAGAAAGAAUCUACUGCAUUGGUUGGAGGUAAUGAGUGUGCAUGGCGAUACCAAGGUUGCACAGCUCAUGCUUGAUGCCAUCCUUUCCCUAUUGCACAGCAUUGAAACUGAAUUAGGAAUGUUCGCAGAGGACGCGCGAAAAUUUAUUGUUCAUUUUGACGUUCCCAUUUCCGACAGCGUGCCUCAUAUUUACAUUUCUGCUCUGCCACUCGCACCAGAGAGCUCCCUUGUGUCAAAGGCAUAUAUGCCACAUUUCAAGCGCACGUUGGAAUUUAUGGGUAAGGACACGAAUUGGAGCCCCCUUCUGCAUACGCUUAGGGGACAUUCCGGUGGUGUGUAUUGUGUUGCGUUCUCGCCAGAUGGAACGAAGCUUGCUUCAGGUGAUUGGGUUUGGGAUAAUACUGUCAGGAUUUGGGAUGCUGUGACUGGUCAGAUAAAAGCUGGCCCAUUUGAAGGCCACAGUGACUACGUCAAUUGUGUUGCAUUCUCACCAGAUGGAUCGAAGGUUGCUUCGGCUUCACGGGAUAAUACCAUCAGGAUCUGGGACAUGUCGGGCCAGCUGGAGGCUAGUCUGUUCGAAGGAUACAAGGGCGAUGUUAACUCUGUUGCAUUUUCACCUGAUGGAUCUAGGCUUGCUUCAGCAAACGGAAACUGUGCUGUUAGGAUCUGGGAUAUCAAUUCUGGUCAACUGGUGCAGCUUGGUCUGACCGGCAACAUAGAAAUGCAUCAUUCUUCCAGUAUUGCAUUCUCACUUGAUGGGUCCAUGGUGGCUGUGGCUGAGAUAACAUUCCUGAGAUGUUUGACAAUGAUGGUUUGGAAUAUAUCCACUGCGCAGCCUGCGCAAAGCAUGACAAAAUCCCACAAGUAUCAUACUUCGUCCUUCACUGCAUUCUCUCCAGAUCUAUCCAAGUUUGGUUCAAGCUUGGAUGGUAAAACCAUUAGCAUUUGGGAUGUUGCUUCUGGACAACUAGUAACUACUACAUCCCAACUUGAAGGCCACAAUGGUCUUAUUCAAUGUGGUGUUUUCUCACCAGAUGGGUCCAAAAUUGCUUCAGGGUCUUAUGACAUGACUAUCAGGAUCUGGGAUACUGUUUCUGGUCAGCUAGUAGCUGGCCCAUUUCUAGGCCACAGUGCUUCUGUGAAAUGUGUUGCAUUUUCACCUGAUGGAUCCAAGGUUGCAUCAGGUUCAUUGGAUUUGACCAUCAGGAUAUGGGAUUGUGCCUCUGACCAACUGACUAUUAAUUUGUUUAAAGGGCAUAGUUCCACAAUCCUUUGUAUUGCAUUCUCACCAGACGGAUCCAGGAUAGCUUCCGGCUUUAAUGAUAGCUUUAUCAGAGUAUGGGAUGUCUCCUCUGGUGAAAUGGUGGUUGGCCCAUUCCAAGGUCAUACUGAGGCUGUCAAAUCUGUUAUGUUCUCAUCAGAUGGAUCCAGGAUUGUUUCAGGUUCCCAUGACAAAACUGUCAGGAUAUGGGAUGCUGUCACAGGUCAGCCAGUAGCUGGCCCAUUUACAGGCCACAUGGAAGCUGUUCAUUCUGUUGCAUUCUUACUGGAUGGAUCAAAGGUUGCUUCAUAUUCAGAGGGUGCUAUCAUUAGGGUCUGGAAUAUUUCUGGACAACUAGUUGCUGGCCCAUUUCAGUGUCAUACUCCUGGGUCAUACAUUACAUCUGUUGCAUUCUCCCCAGAUGGAUCCAAGGUUGUUUCUGGGUCUUUUGAUCAGGGUGCUACAAUGUGGGAUAUUGCAUCUGCUCAGGUAGUUGGUGGCCCAUAUCAUCGUGCUGAUGAGAUUAGCACGGUUGCAUUCUCAGCGGAUGGAUGCAAACUUGCUGUUGCUUCUGCAACCAUCCACAUCUGGGACAUUGAAUCCUGCCAGGUAGAUGGUGGUCUAUUUCAGGGCCACACUAAAAGCAUUACAUCUGUUGCAUUCUCACCAGAUGGAUCCAAACUUGUUUCAGGCUCUGAAGAUCAGACAGUCAGGAUUUGGGAUGUUCUCUCCGGUCAGGUAGUAGCUGGUCCAUUCUAUGGCCAUAGUGCUGUUGUCACAAUUGUUGCAUUCUCACCUGAUGGGCUCAAGGUUGCGUCCUAUGAUGGUACUGUCAGGAUCUGGGAUAUUGCCUUUGAUCAGCUUGGUCAUCAUGACACUACAAAUUUGACUACACCUCCUGCAUUAUCAUUAACAUCAGAUAAAGUCGAUAUGUCUGCAUUAAACAUGAAGGCAAUUUAUGCAAGUUCUUAUUCCAAGGAUUCCGGGUGGAUUGGCUAUGGUGAUGCACCAAGAGAAAAACUCUUAUACUGGAUACCACCAGCCCACCGUAAUAGAUGGUGCGACUUCCGUACUUCUCGAGUCAUUGGAGUAUCUGAAUUGCGUGUAUCAUACGAUGACUUUAUGCAUGGUACAGAUUGGACAUUAUGCGUCACUGGCACGGGCAAUGAUGCUGAGGAUCACACAACGUCACAGGAUGUUAGCCCUACAUUACUUAUGCGUGGCACUCAGCCUCGACUACUUCAACAACACUGCCCAGGUCUAGCACACCUCAACCAGGAGCGGGGACUGGUACAUCCGUAUCAUCUUUGUGGAGUUGCUUCAGACUUUGCGGGAGCCGAGGGCACAGGGAUGAAGAGUUGCUUGAAGGCUAGAAUAGGGCUUAAGGUUGCUUCACAGUUGAAGCUUGUACCGUAUGAACUUGUUUUAUAUGUCGAGAUAGCUGUUGCAUGUAACUUGAUCAGAAUACAUACACUUUUAUGA
Messenger RNA from Serpula lacrymans var. lacrymans S7.9, 4422 nucleotides. RefSeq lists its product as uncharacterized. The transcript is spliced from 5 exons. The coding region runs from base 73 to 4422 and encodes 1449 amino acids. The record is from RefSeq and is a predicted model, not a curated record. Gene Ontology annotation, molecular function: protein binding. Lineage: Eukaryota; Fungi; Basidiomycota; Agaricomycetes; Boletales; Serpulaceae.